This is a messenger RNA of Alligator mississippiensis (American alligator), 5079 nucleotides long. It is a transcript of the gene SRD5A1, whose product is annotated as steroid 5 alpha-reductase 1. Gene Ontology annotation, molecular function: 3-oxo-5-alpha-steroid 4-dehydrogenase activity. Gene Ontology annotation, biological process: steroid biosynthetic process. The transcript is spliced from 5 exons. Bases 50 to 841 code for a protein of 263 amino acids. Gene Ontology annotation, cellular component: membrane. Lineage: Eukaryota; Metazoa; Chordata; Crocodylia; Alligatoridae. The record is from RefSeq and is a predicted model, not a curated record.
UCUCAGUGGUUGGUUGGGCGGGCGUGCGGGAGGUAAGUGGGGGGUAGGUAUGCAGCAGUUUUGGCAGGAGGUGGAUAGCCCGGCAGAGCGGAGGCUGCUGGCGGCGCUGAGCUGUGCAUUGGUGGGCAUCGGGCCGGUUCUGGCGCUGGUGCUGCGCUGCGUGCAUCUGCCCUACGGCCGCUACACCUCGCUGUACUUCGGGCCCGGCCUGCCCGCCCGCGCCGCCUGGCUCAUGCAGGAGCUGCCCUCGUUCCUUGUGCCGCUGGCCCUCGCCCUCGGCAGUGGCGCCGCCCGCCUGCACCACAGCCCCAACCGCGUCUUGCUGGGGCUCUUCCUGAUGCACUACCUGCACAGAGCACUCAUCUUUCCUUUCUUGAUUCGUGGAGGAAAGCCAACACCACUCAUAAUUUUUUUACUAGCGUUUAUUUUUUGUCUCUUGAAUGGGUAUUUACAAGGUCGGAGCUUAAGUAAUUAUGCAGAAUACCCUUCUGACUGGUUGAAACAUCCUUGUUUCAUUGUAGGAUUUGCAGGAUGGCUGAUUGGUAUGGUAAUCAAUAUUCAUUCUGACCACAUUCUCAGAAGUCUGAGAAAACCAGGGGAAACUGGCUACAAAAUACCAAAAGGAGGAAUGUUUGAAUAUGUUACCGGAGCCAAUUUUUUUGGCGAGAUCCUCGAGUGGUUUGGAUUUGCUUUGGCCUGCUGCACCAUUGAAAGUGCUGGUUUUGCUAUGUGCACACUCUUCAUUCUAGCUUCCCGGGCAAGGCAGCACCAUGAGUGGUACUUGGAAAAAUUUGAAGACUACCCCAAAUCCAGGAAAAUUGUAAUUCCUUUUCUGUAUUGAGCUGUGCCUCACAUAUCCAGCUAGAUUUGAAUGAUGGUGACUGCUGUUCUGAAAAAGUGCUCAGUUCCUAGUCGAUACAUGAUAAGUGUCAUCCAAAUGGAUUUCUUUGAGUGCCAGUAUGUAAAGGCUUUUAACUUCCUAACUUUUGGCUUCAUAAUUGGUAAAAUACAGCUGAUUGGUAAGGAGGUGACAUGAGAAAAGACGGCCCCAGUUUUCCUGGAAGGAGCACAGUGCAAUAAAUAAUAUGGCAAGAGCAUCCUGAUCCUUGUCAUUGGAACUAGCUUACUACAGUGGUGCCCCUCUGUCUCUUGUCUUUCUACCCGCUGGUUCAGCUGUAGCCAAGUACACUGCUUCCAGAAUGCCAGGAUGAGCUACUUGCAUUGCACUAUUUGGAUGCAGUGUUCAUGCAUUAGGCAGCCAUACAACAAUAGACUUUUGUUCAGAAUUAUGGCUACCCUGUAGACAAGUAACAAUAGUGUAGAUGCUACUUGUACUUCCUCUUUCAUACUCAGCUGUGCAAGACACAGACAUAAUAGGCAAAGUAAAGCUGGUUGUGCUACCUAUGCCAGUAUUGGUUAUGAAAAUUGAUUAAGAUUUAUAUAUCUGCUUUUAUGUAUGUGAGUGAUCUCUCAUGUGCUACUUGGUGGGUGGGUUCCCACUAACCUUUAUAAGAGAUACUACUUUCUUCAUUUUCUACCUUCUGUUUUUUCCUAUAUGAAAAAUGUCUUAAUUGGUAACUGUUGUCCUGAAAGCACUUAAAAAUGUGUUUCCUGGGUAUUUCUGAUUGCUGGAUCCUCAGCCUCCUGGGUCUCCUAGAGCAGUUCUCCAUACCCAUGUCUGUUAGGGCCCCUCUAGAUGUUCUGCUAAAGCGUCAUAGGAUCUGAUGCAUGAUCCAUAUAAUUGCAUCUCCUGCCAUGUUACAUAUGGAUGGCAGGAGCUGUGAUUAAGGGAUUCAGCAUCAGACAGGGCUCCCAGCUGCAAGGGAAUACCUUGCUGCACAUGUAAAUAAAAGCUGGAUAGAAACCAGCUAUAAAGUUAUUACAUAUUUUCCAGCUCUAACUCUAUAGUUGGAUGGACUCUUUUUGGUGUGAUUGUUACUUUGCAUAUAUAGCCAGUCUAAAUUAAUUGUGCAAUUACCCAGUUAAUUAUUUAAUACAUGUAACAUGUAGAGGGGGGCCUUUUUGUUUUUAUUUAAAAAGAGUAAGCACUCAGGAAAACCCAAAGAGGAUUUGGCUAUCAAAGCUUUUAUUUUGUGAUUUGUAAUCUUUUUGUUCCAUUUUUCUGACAAUAAAGGUCUGGACAGUGUCUUCCAAAAUACUGGCAUAUUUCUACCUCUUGACUUUUUUACCUUAGCCUCUUCUCCCUCUUUCGCUUCCUUUUCUCUCGUUUCCUCCUUCCUCCUCAGUUUGCUGAAAGGCUUCAGGGAGCUUCAUCCUGUUCAUUGUGAGUUCAGGUACCUUGUUCAAAAAAGCAAUUUGUUGAAUCUUAAAUCUUCCUCCAAGUGUCCUUUAGGCAUUGCUAAAUGGUAAGGUAAAUUUAAUCUAUUUACAAGUAAAUAGAUUAAAUUAUAAGUAAUCUAAAUUCCUCCCUUCCUAAUUGUUAAGUUUCCUGUCUCUUUUCUGUUGUAACACUCCAACUACUCCAAUCACUAUCAUCUUCCAUUGUGAGAGGGAUGAUAAGGCUCCCUAGCCUCACUCAGAGCUUGCCUGCCACAACUUGAGCUGGGAGAAGGAAGAGUAAUUAUUCCCUAAAGAGGAUUUCAAUCAUUGGCCACCCAGGUAGGUUUUAACUGAAUUGGUUCAUUUAUUGUGCAAAGUCUACAGAAGAUAACGAACUGUGUUGGCAAACCCUCUACCCAGAUGCUGUUUCUUCACCAGUCCUUUAAGCUGCUGGUGUUGCCUCAUGCCAGUUUAUGCUUCUAAUCCCCUUUUUAAUUUCUUCUUUCUGUUUCCCCUAAGCCCAUCUUCAGCAGUCCUUGCUGCCUCUGAGACCCUAGGCAAGUGUCCCCACUUCUCACCAGCCAAUCACAGGUUUGUGAUUCCCCAGGUCUUGCACGGUCCUAUCUUGACUGGGAGUCCCCGCACUGGAGAUACUCCAUCAGUUGUCCGCUGUAUUCUCUUCCUUUCUUCAGGUGCCCAGAGGGCAAACUCUUUCUCUGGGUGUCUGUUUUUUAUGUGGUCAGUGGUCGCAUCUGCUUUGAUAUUCCUUGUUCUCUCCUGGUGUGUUAUCUUGAGUUAGCUAUUAAACUUGCCCCUUCUCUAACUCAGGGGCAGGCAAUUAUUUCAGGUGGAGGGCUGCUUACUCAGUUUUGGCAGGCUGUCGAGGGGUGCCCCUCCCCUUGAGGGCCAUCUUGGGACCAAUGUCCCAAUGUCUUUGGUCCCCCCAAGACAGUGGGACACUGGUCCCAUGUCCCAGGGCCAGCACCAGUGGGACCCAAAGUGGGGCACAGGCUGGCAGGGGUCUGUGGGGCCAGACUGGGCUGCACCAGCAUGGAAAGGGGAGAGCUGGCCCAGUUCAAUAGAGCUCCAGCUGGCUGGGACCCUGCGCUCCUGCCACCCUGCUCUGGGCCCCACUGGCACCGGCCCUGGGACACAGGUGUGGGCCCCGUGCUCCCAUGCCCACUCACUCCCAGUGCCCCCCGGCCCUGUGGUACAGGCAGGGAGCAGCAUACAGCCUUGACCCCCUGCUCAUCGACAGAGAAGAGGCUGGUGCUGAGUGCCGGGAAAAGUGGCCCCUCUCCCACCCCGUGGCAUGCGCUCCCUGCUGCAACCACUUGCAGCUCGCAUGGGGCUGUCUGGAGCAGGCACAGGCAGCCCCAGGCAGGCUGAGAGCAGCUGCAGUGUGGGACGCUGGCCAUGGGGUGGGGGAGGGGAGCCCGCCUGAAUGGCAGGACUCUCCCCCCCCCCCCCCCCCCCAGCACUCAGCUUUUCCCUGGGCCACUCUCUUUCCCCAGGGUCCUUCCCUGCCCCCUUACCUGAAGUUCUGGUGCAGGCCAGUCAUGUGGUCCCAGGCCAGAAGCCCUGGCUGGGGCUUCUAGCUGGGGGGGCGGGGCCUGGUGGACUCUGCUGUUGUGGGAGCUCACCAGGCUUCCCCUGGGUCCUACUGCCCUUGGUUCCUGUCAUUUUUGACAAGAACCAAGCGCAGAUAAAUACUAAUUUUUCUAAUUAUUUUUAGGGGCCCCACAGAUAGAAUGGCUUCAUGGGCCAGAUUUUGCCCACCGCUGCUCUAACCCCUUCCCUUCUUAAGCAAUUGAGUCACUCUACCCUCUCUGUGACCCUUGCCCAGUCACCAAGUAACAGGGUUCUCUUCUUUACCCUGUUACAUCUGUAGUAGACAAAACCUGAACCUUUAGUGGGGAAAAAAGGUCAGGAAAGGCAUCAAGUCUUGUUAAACUCUUUUGAUUUCCUUCAUAUCCAUCCUAAAAACCAUUCCUCUCCCCCUCUUUAAUUUAAUCUUGGAAUAUCUGGAUUACCUUUUAAGAUUGAAAGUACUGCCUUGAGAUUCUGUCUAUACUCAAAGCCUUUUCUUAAUUUCAAUGGAUGUUUGAGGCCAUGUGUAUUCUACUUUGGAUCACCCACACUGAGAUUUUAAGCUUCCCCUAAUGCACUGACUCCCCCAAAGGGGUGCAACCCAGUGGGAUCAUGUGUCUCUUUGAUUUACUCAGUUAUUGCUAAUUAAUAGGGACAGAGCUUUACUAGGAUUCUAAUUUUUUUCAUUCCCUAGACUGGGUAUGUAGACACUCAAAGCAGUACAGAGUUCUGUUUGAAUUCUCUUGGACAGGUUCUGGUUCACCUGCUGGCCAACCAAAGUAUAGCUUGAGACCAAUGCUAAAUUUCUUGACUAAAAUGUAGAUUGUUCCCUGCUGAGGGCAUGUGUCCCCCACUAUAGGAAUUGGAGUUAUUUGUUCAUCUUCCUGUGGGAAACCUCCUAUUACGGGGAUGUGUGUGCAUCUAGCAGGGGUUUGACAUUGACUUGAAUACUUAAGAUGUAACAUUAAUCUUAAGAUGCACUUCACUUGUCCACUAUAUGGAUGCUGCCCCUUACAUGCUUCUUUGAACACAUGCACUCUUUUCCUUCUAAUUCAUAGAAUCAUAGGAAAGAAUUCUUAUGGAAUAGGAAAAGCUUCUUACAGAAAAGUUAUUUGUUGAUAAGUUGUAUGGGAUUUAAAUGUUAAUGACUAUCAUAUCCUAUUGUAAUGUAUCAAACUAUGGUUUUAAAUAAAGUGAUAAAUAAAUAAA